Chroicocephalus ridibundus (black-headed gull) is the source of this 2011-nucleotide messenger RNA. RefSeq names its product Fc gamma receptor IIa (gene FCGR2A). The transcript is spliced from 12 exons. The record is from RefSeq and is a predicted model, not a curated record. Gene Ontology annotation, biological process: cell surface receptor signaling pathway. Gene Ontology annotation, molecular function: transmembrane signaling receptor activity. Gene Ontology annotation, cellular component: plasma membrane. Lineage: Eukaryota; Metazoa; Chordata; Aves; Charadriiformes; Laridae. Bases 2 to 2011 code for a protein of 669 amino acids.
UAUGCAAAGGGCAGGUGGCCCCGACAGCACACGACAGAGUCACAGAAUGGCCGGGACUACUGCGCUGCUCCUCUGGGCCCAAGCCUUCGGCCUCGCCGGAGCCCAUCUCAGCCAGCUCACAUCGGACCCUCCCUGGACGCCGGUGUUCUCGAAUGAGUGGGUGACACUGACCUGCCGGGGCUCCGGAGCGCCCAAUGUCACCCGCUGGUACCUCAACGGGCGGCUCUGGGUGACGGGAAGCGACCGCAUCCACGUCUCCCGAGACCACCGCGGGACCCACCGGUGCCACGGCCCCGGCGCCGAGCCCAGCCCCCCCGUCACCCUGAGCUUCUCGAAUGACUGGCUGGUGCUGCAGGCGCCGGUGCGGGCACUGCUGGAAGGGGACGAGCUGCGGCUGCGCUGCCGGGCCUGGGACGACGCCAAGAUCCGACGGGUCCAGUUCUUCCGUGAGCAGGAGGCGCUGGGGGGGGGCACCGGGGGGGGCGAACUGCUCCUGUCCCCCCUGCAGCCGCACCACCGCGGGCGCUACCGCUGCCAGGCCGAGGUCCGCUACCACUUGGGGUGGCACAAGGAGAAAUCGGCACCGGUGACGGUGGCGGUGCAAGAGCUGUUUUCCGUGCCGGAGCUGCGCCUGGAGGGCCCGGCUGAGCUCCCCGAGGGAGACCCCCUGGCCCUGGGGUGUCACAGCACCCCCAACCCCCUGCGGCCCCCCACCCACCUCCAGCACCUCUUCUACCGGGACGGGGUGGUGGUGGGGGGACCCCAGGCCUCCCCCCAACUCCGGCUGCCGGCCGCCGAGCUGGCGCAUUCCGGCAGCUACUCCUGCGAGGUGCGGACGGAGAAGGGCGGCGUGUGGAAACGCAGCGCCCCGCUCGCCCUCGUCGUGCGCAGGGUCCCGGUCUCGGGGGUGACCCUGACAGCGCAGCCCCCCACGGGGCAAGUGGCCGAGGGCGACUGGCUGGUGCUGCUCUGCUCGGUGGCCACCGGGACGGGGCCCCUCUCCUUCUCCUGGCACCGGCAGGGCUCGCCCGCGCCGCUGGCCACUGGCCCCCGCUACGAGCUCCGGCCCGCCCAGCAGCGGGACAGUGGCCACUACCACUGCACGGCCACCAACGGCGACUCCGCGGCCAACAGCUCCUCGCUGGGGGUCACCGUCCUGGUGCCGGUGGCUGGUGUCACCAUCACGAUGGCGAGGAAGGAGCCCCGGGUGGCGGCGGGCGAGCCCCUCAACCUGAGCUGCUCGGUGCGGGCGGGCACGGAGCCGGUGGCCUUCACCUGGCUGCGGGACGGGCGGGAGCUGGGCUGGGGACCCGUCCUGGCCCUGGGGCCCGUGGGGCCAGCUCACGCCGGGACCUACAAGUGCUUGGCCACCAACCGCCUGGGCUCCCGGCGCGUCUUCCAGGCGCUCAGCCCCGCGCUGGCCCUGGCGGUGACGCAACCCCGCUGGGGACAACGGCAGCAGGGCACAGCCGUGGCCGCGGGGCUCGGCGCGUCCCUCCUGCUGCUGCUGCUGUUGGGGGCCGCCGUGGGCUGGCAACUCCGGCGCCGCGCAGCCGCCAGGAAGAGCCGGGGCAGGGACCCCACGCCCCCCCCCGGAGCCGCAGGGUCGCCCACCGGAGCCCCCCGCCCCCCCCGAGGCCGGGGAGGUGCUGUACGCCCAGGUGGUGGUCACCGGGGGGCCCCCCCCGGGGUCCCCCCGCCCCGCGCCCCCCCCCGAUGUCACCUACGCGGUGCUGCCGGGACCCCACGCGCGGCGGCGGCUCCCGAGCGACACCUACGAGAACGUCCCGUGACACCGGGGGGGGGGGGCACUGGGGACACCCCCUCUGCGCUCAUGCGUGUGUCCCCCCCCCCCCCCGCCCCGGUGCCCCCCAUUCCCCCUCCCAGUCUUCCCAGUGCUCCCCGUUUCUCCUCCCAGCACUCCCCAGUCCCAGUCCCCUGCCCAGUGGCCCCAGUACCCCCCAUUCCCCCUCCCAGUGCCCCCCACUUCCCCUUCCACUCUCCCCAGUGA